UCUGCCUUGAAUGGGGGGAUAAACGGGGCGCCCGACGGCUUUUUAGAUGAACCGUUAACGGCUUCAGAGGUACUGCAAGUGCGCGCGCGGCGUUCUGAGCCGUCGCGGUAGCGGUUAUUUAAAAAACUAAUUCUCGGUGGCCUGUCGUCGUUGGGUCAGAGGGUGUCGGUGCCCGUGUUAUGCCACCGGGUUUCAUAAAAGAGGCGUGCGGCCCUCGGAAUAACGCUUGUCAUUUCCCCCCCGCUAAUGUCUUCAUUCACUUGUUUCCUCGUAACGUGAAGUAAACGGUUUAUACGUCAUCCGACCGUUUGAAAUGUCGAGAGGCGUCGCGCUCACCAACCGCUGUCGGCCGAGCGUUAAAUAAAAAAAACGUCUUUUUUUUUUUUUUAAUUGACGGCGCUGAACGGACGGUUAGGAGCGCGCGAGCUAACGUAACGGGUUUGUGUGUGUGCGCCGGUUAGCCGGCUCAUUAAAAAACACGACGGUGUCAGCCUGUCCUAACUCUUUUAAAUCUAAGAUCAUUUAAAUAAACAUAUAAAUGGGUGUUUAUAUAUAUAUAUAUAUAUAUAUAUAUAACCUGUCGCUGGUGUGCUUGUACACUACAGGCGAGCGCGCGCUAGCUGUUAAAGGACCCAUUUUUCUACCCCUCAAAUAGCGAAUAUUAGUUUUUUAUCGUCAAUGUAUUUUAGGCUUUUUUUGAUUAGUAACAAGCUAAUUCCGUUUUUUUAUAAAAAUGGUGAAGUUAAGUUGAAUGUUUGCCAACAGAAAUAUAUAUAUAUUUUAAAGGAAUAGUGAGUUGCUCCCACGUGUUUCCUGUUACACUUUUAUUAUUUAGACUUUUAUUUUGUAUUCUGCAGAUCAUGAGGGGGCUGAUUUUACCCAGAUCUCGCGAUAAUCUAGUCCACAGUGUGGGGCCCUGGGAAGGCUUCACCCAGAGAGACGGGGUCAUUAAACUGGCAUUUAACCCACAACAACUGGGACAAAUUGAGAGAGUAAAUAUAUAUAUUUGUUUGCAGAACUUGUUUUUUUGGGACAUGGACAUGUCUUUGUUGUGUGUUUAUUUAUCUCCACCCUUAUUGGCCAAUGACUGAAUGCAAGGAUCUGAUUUAGAUUUUGCUUUGAUAUCUAGAGCCAGCUGUGUUUUGAUUACUGCAGCUGUCAUGUAAACAUCAACACUUUUAACACAUUGAAUCCCAGUGAGAUGUUGUUGUUGUUGUUGUUUUUGUGCGGAUUGAAGUGCAGUAUAUUGCAUAUUAUUCUGUUUCCUGUCUCUCGCAGCGCCGCUGACCCAUCGCACCAUGUCAGAUGCCGAUCUCGACUUCACGUCCGGCGAGUCCGGCGCCUCCGCCACCUACCCCAUGCAGUGCUCCGCCCUGCGUAAGAACGGGUACGUGGUGCUGAAGGGUCACCCCUGCAAAAUUGUAGAGAUGUCCACCUCCAAGACCGGCAAGCACGGACACGCCAAGGUGAACAUGGUCGGUAUCGACAUCUUCACCAACAAGAAGCACGAGGACAUGUGCCCCUCCACCCACAACAUGGACGUGCCCUCCAUCAAGAGGCUGGAUUACCAGCUGGUGAACAUCAACGAAGGAUUCAUGUGCCUGAUGAGCGACUCCGGGGACAUCCGGGAGGACCUGCGCGUCCCCGACAGCGACAUCGGCCGAGAGAUCGAGGGCAGGUUCGAGGCCGGCGAGGAGUUUGUGGUCACCAUCAUCGCUGCAAUGGGCGAGGAAUGUGCUAUCGCCACCAAGCUCUUGGCCGGCAAAUAAGGAGACGGACUUUGCUUCCAAGGCAACAAGCUCCGCCCACAACCGGUCUCUUGCGUUCUCAUUGGUUCUGUCACCAAAGCGUCGGCCUUCACAGACAACCUCAAUCAUGCUGUUGUGAUUUUCUCAUUUUACUCCCCCGUAUCCUCCUUCUCCCUUUCUCUUUAACAGUUUGAUCAUUUGCUCAUUCUUGCUUUUUAUUUUUCCGGUUUUGCCUCUCGCAUUCCUGAAUGUUUUAAUAACAACGGGAUUCAGCUUUUGUAUGAUUCUUUUCCCCCGUUUUAUAUAUAUAUAUUCUUGACUAUAGCGGGUCUAAAGCCUUUUAGAGGGGAGGGCAGGGAGCUGUUGAAGCUGCGGGGGGGAGGGGGGUGGCCGUCCCUCCAGCAUGGCCUCAGCUCCGGUUCCCCUAGCUGCUGGGUUUGGUGGUGGCACUUGAGGUCUACCCCGGCAUGUCAAAGCUCUGAAAGCAAGAAAAGAGAAGUGUUUUUGUUUACCCCCCCCCCCCGCCCUCUCCUCCCCCGCCCCCUUUUAAGAAGAACAGAAACAAACGUCAGUGAUUUUAACCCCUCGUGAUGCCAGUCUGUGUAGAUGCCGGAGGAGUGUGUGUGUGUGUGCGCACCGCUUCUCCACCAGGGGGUAGUCAAGGGCUCACCCCAUGGCCACCCUCUUCCUCCCCCUCCCCCCUAAAGGAGUGUUAUAUUUAGUUUUUGAGAGUGUGUCGCGGUGUCGGCCUCCGAACUGCGCGAGGCGGUUUGCAGUCAGGUGCGUUUCCUUUGUUUUGGAGGGCCGCGGUCGGGCCGGGGAAGACAAUAGAGUCGCAAACCUCUUGGUUCACUCGACUGGAGUCAACCGACUGGAGAUGGCAACAAAAAUAUAUAUAUAAUAAAACCAUGAAACAAAUGGACAAAAAAUGCAAA
Messenger RNA from Pseudoliparis swirei, 2683 nucleotides. It is a transcript of the gene eif5a, whose product is annotated as eukaryotic translation initiation factor 5A. The record is from RefSeq and is a predicted model, not a curated record. Gene Ontology annotation, biological process: positive regulation of translational termination; positive regulation of translational elongation. Gene Ontology annotation, molecular function: translation elongation factor activity; RNA binding; ribosome binding. The transcript is spliced from 4 exons. Lineage: Eukaryota; Metazoa; Chordata; Actinopteri; Perciformes; Liparidae. The coding region runs from base 1299 to 1769 and encodes 156 amino acids.